UUAAGCAUUUCUGAAAUGAACUCCUUGUGGAAUUGUUGUAAAUCGACAUAGUACACCACGGUUGUGUGCUGGUUCCAGUUUGUUAAGGGUUACACUGCUGUAUCUUUAGUCACCCUGCCUUGAGAGCUUCAUGCUACUCAUGCGUUAUUUGGUAUCUGUGGACAGACGUCUUCUUUAAGCACUUCAACCUCGUUUCUCUGUUAAAAUACUUAUGACUCGGGAAGUGAGCUAAAUGGCAUGCCUUGUACAAUAAUUCAGCAUGGUUAUUACCACUGCUCCAACAUUCAAGUGAGAAUUUAAAUUGCGUAAAAUCAAGUUACUUGUGACAGCUCAUGCAUUUGUACCUUUGUAUUUUCACCAAAGACUCAGUGGGCUUUCAAAGGGAGAGUAUUUAAGAUACCCCAGUGAAUACCAGUACCACCGUUUCGUGGCUGACCCAGUAGUGCACGGAAACUUAAAGGUAUCCGUCAUUAGUUACAGACGCGCUACUACAAAGAGUGAAGAAGGAGUUUGUUUUGGGUCAUUUCCAAUUAACGGGACCAGGUUUUGGACCUUGCAAAAUAGCAGUCAUAACAAGCAACUUGCAAAUAAUAACCUCGAGACCUAACAUGAGAUAUAUUUUAAUGACAGUAGUAACAUCGUGCUUCAUAGUUUAUGUGUCUGGACGCCAUUCAGUAUGUGGAGUAGUUUCAGUGCUUCAGGAAGAAAAGAAAAAGUGCUUGGCAGUAAUUAAUAAACAUGAGGCCGAGUCCACAAAAGGUCCAGGAUGUGGGGGGGAGUGGGACAAUCUAACCUGUUGGCGUCCGGCUGAAAUCGGAGAAACUGUGUUGAAUCCUUGCCCAAAAUUAUUCAAAGACCUAUACAACUCAAAAGGAAAUAUUAGCAGAAACUGCACACUCUCUGGCUGGUCUGACAUCUUUCCACCUCUUCUGAUUGCAUGUGACUAUAGUAACAGUAAAGAAACUGAAACCAUGAUGUUGUUUUAUACACGGGUUCAAGUUAUUUACACAUUGGGUCACAGUGUAUCUCUGAUUGCUCUUACAACUGGAAGUAUUAUUUUGUGCUUUUUCAGAAGACUUCACUGUACACGGAACUACAUUCACCUGAAUUUGUUCAUCUCCUUCAUUUUGAGAGCGGUGUCGGUUUUGGUGAAGGAUCAGAUUUUAUAUUCCACUUCUAAUCCAUAUGAGUCAGAGCAGUGCAGUGUGAAUACUCUGUCCUGGGUUGCCUGCAAGACAAGCCUGGUGUUCUUCCAGUACUGUAUUAUGGCAAACUUCUUCUGGCUGUUAGUUGAAGGUUUAUAUUUGCUGACACUCCUUGUGGUUAUAUUUACUGAAAACAGACAUUUUAUACUCUACCUUCUUUUGGGCUGGGGAAUUCCAACAAUAUUUGUUUUUACAUGGAGCCUUACAAGAAUAUACUUAGAAGACACUGGCUGCUGGGAUACAAAUGAUCACAUUGUUCCUUGGUGGCUUAUCAAAGGUCCAAUUCUUUUUUCCAUAUCGGUUAAUUUUAUCAUCUUUUUAUGCAUAAUAAGAAUUCUCGUGCAGAAGCUGAGCUCAGCAGAUGUUGGAGGCAAUGACCAGUCACAGUACAAGAGACUUGCAAAAUCAACAUUGCUGCUCAUUCCGUUAUUUGGAGUUUACUACAUAGUUUUUGCUUUCUCUCCACCCCACAGUGUUUUAGCCAAAUACCAAAUACAGUUUGAGCUGUGUGUGGGCUCAUUUCAGGGCUUGAUUGUUGCUGUUCUUUACUGCUUUUUGAACAGUGAGGUUCAAACUGAAAUAAAAAGAAAAUGGCGAACAAUAUGCUUAGAUCAGUACAUAAGAAGAAAUUACAGACAGCACAGCUCUUCCAUCUCAAGAAAUGGUUCUGAAAGUGUAACAAUUCACAGAGACUCAAGAAUGCAUUCUUCUGUGCAAAGUGAGACAUCAAGUAUAUAAAAUAAUUACCUGAGGUGUACUAAUGAAAGUGUAAUGCUAUAUAACUUGUACAAAUUAUUUUAGAAGUGAAGAUGUCUUUAUUUUGCCAGCUGAAUUUUGAGAUUCCUUUGGAUUUUCCUUUCUGACUAAUUGUUAUCGUGAACUGAUAAUGUUUCAAAAUUGUGGCUACAAGAUCAGGACAAUAUUGCUUUAGAUGUUUUGAAUGCUCCAGGACUGCAAAAUGUUUGAAAAUGUUCUGUACAUUGUAGCAAUUUAAGUAUGGCCAUUUCAUAUAACUUGUAUUUAAAAUUUAUUUAUUGCAAUAUGGCAAUGCUUAGUCAGUUUCAGGUCAUAAUCUUGAAUGCAUUUCUGCUAAUGCUAUGUAGAAUGAAUUGUAUAAUAUUUUCUUCACAUGAAGGAGUAUACAUAUUUAGUGAAAGAAAAAAAAGUCUUGUUUUGGAUUGGGCAUCCGCCUGUGAAGUGUCAUUUAUACAACAAAAACUGUAAAUUUUUAUUUAAAUGUUGCAGGUAUUUCCCAAAAAAGUCAUCUGUUGUGACUCCAUCUGAAAAGUUUAACUUACAAAUGGCUUUACCUAUAUGUUACUGAGUAUUUUCAAACUAAAUGUUAAUAUUCCAUUUCAGUGUUUCUCAUUGCUAUUGUAUUCUAUUUUGUUAAAUAGUUAUAUUAGAUUUGUAAAUGUAUAAUAUUCUGUUAAACAAGUUAUUUCUUAAUAAUACAUGCAUUGUUUCUAAUGUAUAAAUGGAAGUACAAAGUAUGGACUGAAAUUUUGCAAAAUAUAUAUUUGUAAUGUUGCAAAACUGCCUCCAAAUACUGGAAAUCUGUACUGGUGUAUUACUGUCUUAUUUUACACAAUUCCCAUGCAGAAAUAGAUUAUAGUCUGUAUGUAAACCUGAGCAGUAGCAAGGGAAUGUUCACUGUUGUAUUAUAAUGAAAAGUUAUGAUACAAAUUUUUAGGGCUUCCUUUGCAAAAUACAUGAUCAUUAAAAGAAGUUAGUUUGCCUGUCAGCGGAAUACAAAACAUCACAAUAUAUUGCUCUACAUAAAUUAUAUUCCCUAUCCAGAAGGUCAGUAAUAUCUCACCCCUAUGAACAUGCUACUAUGUCUCUAAAGAUGAAACUCUGUUGAAGAAUCCUCUCCGAAGAAGCUGAUAUCUGAUCUUUUUAACUUGCCUAGAAAUAAUGCAUACCUCACAACUCUCCAGAUUGUGACAGAAUGUCCAGAUUUUUGCCUCAAGUUUUUGGUAUGCUCCCAUAAAAGUUGUAGUUUUCUGAGAAAUCUCUGGGGUGAUCUGAGGAUUGAAGUCACU
This is a messenger RNA of Protopterus annectens (West African lungfish), 3250 nucleotides long. It is a transcript of the gene VIPR2, whose product is annotated as vasoactive intestinal peptide receptor 2. Gene Ontology annotation, cellular component: plasma membrane. Gene Ontology annotation, molecular function: vasoactive intestinal polypeptide receptor activity; peptide hormone binding; G protein-coupled peptide receptor activity. Bases 609 to 1943 code for a protein of 444 amino acids. NCBI's taxonomy places the organism in Eukaryota, Metazoa, Chordata, Ceratodontiformes, Protopteridae. Gene Ontology annotation, biological process: cell surface receptor signaling pathway; adenylate cyclase-modulating G protein-coupled receptor signaling pathway. The transcript has 13 exons. The record is from RefSeq and is a predicted model, not a curated record.